Messenger RNA from Andrographis paniculata, 1447 nucleotides. RefSeq names its product S-adenosylmethionine decarboxylase proenzyme-like. Gene Ontology annotation, molecular function: adenosylmethionine decarboxylase activity. The record is from RefSeq and is a predicted model, not a curated record. Gene Ontology annotation, biological process: spermine biosynthetic process; spermidine biosynthetic process. Lineage: Eukaryota; Viridiplantae; Streptophyta; Magnoliopsida; Lamiales; Acanthaceae. The transcript has 4 exons. Bases 697 to 1356 code for a protein of 219 amino acids. Gene Ontology annotation, cellular component: cytosol.
ACAGCAGCAACCCUCGCAAACAGGUUCUUCUCUUCCUUCGUCAGUUGCAGCCGCGCCUGCGCCCGCACACACAGGUUCUUCUCUUCCUUCGGCCGCCGCAGCCGCGCCUGCGCCCGCACACACAGGUUCUCCCUCUUCCUUCUUUCUUCCUCCCAUUUCUUUCCUUUCUCCUCCUUUCCUCCUUUCUUCUUCUUCCUCUUCUUCUUCUGCUGGUUUGAGAAAAUCUAAACCGAAACCAAACCGUUUUCGAUCGUCUUCGAAAGUCAUCGUCUUCGAUCGUUUUCUCAUUUCUUCUAGGGUUUGCUUUGCGAUUCAUCGGUAGAACUCUUCACUCUUGGAUUGUUAUUCGCGAGACGACCGUGAAAAAGAAAACAACAUAGUUCUUCACUUGUAUCUGAUCGGAGUUUAUUGCGCACAUCGAACACGUUUAAUUGGAAGAACUGAAUGACAUAAUGGAAUUAAAGGGAGGGAAGAACAAGUCUAGUAGUAAAAACUUAUCAUAUGAAGCUCCUCUCGAAUACACAAUCGAAUAUGUUCGCCCGAACGGAGGAAUCAAGAAGUUCCGAUCUGCUCCAUACUCCAACUGUGCUCGGAAGCCAUCCUGAUAUUCGUCAAGCUCUGUGAUCAUAACCAGUUCUUCAGCUUUCAAACUCUGCUUUUGUAUUAUUUCCUCGCGCCUUUUCCUACUGAAUCAAAAUGGCUAUGGUGCCCUCGGCAAUCGGUUUUGAAGGUUAUGAGAAAAGACUUGAGAUAUCGUUUUUCAAUCCUGGAAUAUUUGCUGAUCCUGAGAACCGUGGCCUCCGAGCUCUUUCUAAAGCGCAGUUGGAUGAAAUUCUGGCGCCAGCAGAAUGCACGAUUGUCGCAUCAUUAUGCAACGAUGAAGUUGACUCCUAUGUGCUGUCGGACUCUAGCCUUUUCGUGUACCCGUACAGGAUGAUCCUCAAAACUUGUGGGACUACUAAAUUACUGCUCUCGAUCCUGCCCGUCGUUAAUCUCGCUGGAACGAUCGGGCUCAUGGUGUGCUCUGUCAAAUACACUCACGGAUGCUUUAUGUUCCCGGGCGCUCAGUCGUAUCCACAUCGAAGCUUUUCUGACGAAGUCGCUGUUCUCGAUCGCCAUUUCGCCAAACUUGGCCUCAUCAGCGAAGUUCACGUGAUGUGCGGCGACGACAGGCGUAAUAAAUGGCACGUCUACUCCGCCUGUGCUAAAUCGGAUAGCGUCGAGUCGCGUGUUUACACGUUGGAAAUGUGCAUGAUGCAUUUGGAUAAGAAUAAGGCAUCGGUGUUCUUCAAGAAUCGCUCGAGCUCCGCAAAUUACGGUAUUCAUACUAAAUACAUUGUGUUUUUGGUCUAUUAAUAGUGUUUAAAUUUGAAAAUUUUAUAUGAUUUCAACUAGUUCUUGUAUCUUUGAGAAGAUAUAUUAAUUGAAUCAUUAAAUUUAUUGAUUA